This is a messenger RNA of Trifolium pratense (red clover), 711 nucleotides long. RefSeq lists its product as uncharacterized. The record is from RefSeq and is a predicted model, not a curated record. NCBI's taxonomy places the organism in Eukaryota, Viridiplantae, Streptophyta, Magnoliopsida, Fabales, Fabaceae. The coding region runs from base 1 to 675 and encodes 224 amino acids. The transcript has 2 exons.
AUGCAUUUUUUCUGUUUUUUCUUAGUACUCCUUGCUACAAUAUAUGGAAUACAAGCAGUUGAUUAUAGUGUCACCAACACCGCCCUCUCUACUCCAGGUGGAGUACGUUUCCGCGAUCAAAUAGGAGCACAAUACACGAUACAUAUACUAGACUCCGCCACACAAUUCAUAUGGAAUGUGUUCCAUCAAAACAACCAUGAAAACAGAAAAAACGUGGAGACGGUGAAAUUAUUUGUAGACGACGUGGAUGGAAUUGCAUAUACAUAUCAAAGCAUCCAUGAAAUUCACUUGAGUGCAAGGUGGAUUAAUAACAUUCAGGUGAUGGAAGAAUUUAUAGGAGUGUUAUAUCAUGAAACAACACAUGUUUGGCAGUGGUUUGGGAAUAAUGAAGCUCCAACUGGAUUAACCGAAGGAAUAGCUGAUUAUGUGAGAUUGAAAGCAAACUAUAUACCUGAUCAUUGGGUGAAAGCAGGGGAAGGAGAUAAAUGGGUUCAUGGUUAUGAUGUUACAGCUCGUUUUUUGGAUUAUUGUGAUGGUUUAAGAAAUGGGUUUGUGGCAGAUUUGAAUAAGAAAAUGAGGAAUGGUUAUAGUGAUCAAUACUUUGUUGAGCUGUUGGGAAAGAUGCCUGAUCAGUUGUUUACAGAUUAUAAGGCAAAGUAUGGCAAUAUAGCCUAAUUAAUUAAGGGGAUAAAAAUUCACCAUUAAAAUGAA